GCACGGAAUGAACUGUGAUACCACAGCUAGGUUUAAACAAAAUACAUACUCUCGCGCUGUUAGACUUUCCAUGACAAAAGUAAAUCUUAUAACCCCACUUAUUAGACCACAUCUGUUGAGAUUUUCUUGUACUAUGGGUUUCCUGAAGAAAAGAUAUUUCAAAUGACAAAUCUCUCAUCCAAUUAAAAAAACAUCUUCAGGUAAAAUUAUUAACUAUAUUGACAAACAAUGCAGGUCCAGACUCUCAAGCUUCAUAAUAUCCAAUGUACCACACCAGCCUCAUCACAUCACCUUGCAGAAACACUUAGUUCUAUGCCAAACCUGACUGACCUGACACUGCAUGGAAUAGAGCCAAAGGAGGAGUUCUACUCCACAUUGAAAGCAAAAGCAUCAUCCAUACAGGUCCAGACUCUCAAUCUUCAUCGUCUCCAGUGUCCCACAUCAGCCUCAUCACAUCACCUAGGAGAAGCACUGUGCUGUAUGCCAAACCUGACUGACCUGACCAUGAAUGGAUGGAACUUUGAUGAGGAGUUCUACUCUACAUUGAAAGCAAAGGCAUCAUCCAUACAGGUAUGUGUGUCCUAA
Messenger RNA from Strongylocentrotus purpuratus (purple sea urchin), 585 nucleotides. RefSeq lists its product as uncharacterized. The transcript has 2 exons. The record is from RefSeq and is a predicted model, not a curated record. Lineage: Eukaryota; Metazoa; Echinodermata; Echinoidea; Camarodonta; Strongylocentrotidae. Bases 229 to 585 code for a protein of 118 amino acids.